AAUGUAAAUAUACUGUGCCCGUAUUAAUGCGCUGAAGGAAAAGCACUUGCAGCUGUGUAUGAGAGAAGCGUUCGUUACAUUUCUGGCACUUCUGUGUGUUUCUGAGACAAAUUUACUCUUCCUUUAGCAACCAUGAAGUUUCAAUACAAAGAAGAGCAUCCUUUUGAGAAGAGGCGAUCAGAGGGAGAGAAAAUCAGGAAGAAAUAUCCAGACAGGGUUCCUGUAAUUGUGGAAAAAGCUCCUAAAGCCAGAAUAGGUGACCUAGACAAGAAGAAAUACCUGGUCCCCUCCGACCUGACGGUGGGCCAGUUUUACUUUCUCAUCCGAAAACGAAUCCACCUGAGAGCAGAGGAUGCUCUCUUCUUCUUCGUAAACAAUGUCAUUCCCCCUACCUCUGCCACCAUGGGCCAGUUGUACCAGGAACAUCAUGAAGAAGAUUUCUUCCUUUACAUCGCCUACAGUGACGAGAGUGUGUAUGGAGAAUAGAGCCAAAUGGGAAAUGAACCUCACCCUCCUCUCUUUCUUCCUUUUAAAACAGUAUAUAGACGUCAUUCUGGUGGCCUUGUGCUCUCAGAACUGAAGUAACCGAUGCACUUUUGCUUUAAUUCGAUCAUAUAUCCUUUCAUGUUUUAUCCUUUUAUUUCUGAUGUUUAUUAGAAUUUACCAAGAAGUAGUUUUUCCAUUGGUGUCUUACAAAACUGUCAGGCACUAGCUCUAAUACAAUGAAAAUGUCACUGAUACCGUUCAGGUUUUGUUUCCUAGUCAUGCUCAUUUUUAAUGUUUUUGACCGUAAACGAAUGUUUGCUCUUUCUAGAUGGUUUCUAACUAGCAUGUGCAGUCCAGCACUCGCUGGUCGGUCAGUUGAGAAUUCGCACAAGUGUAUUACUUGGAUUUACUUUUAUUAUUGUACCUAAAAAGUAGCUGGUUAGAUUUAUUUUAAGUUGUAAAUCUAAAGUGCAAGUUUUAUUUGCAGUUUUUGUUUUUUCUUAUCUUGGUAUUCAGCUGUAUUUCUGGUACCCUUGACGUUGACCAUAUAAACCAAACGCACGUGAAA
Messenger RNA from Pimephales promelas (fathead minnow), 1054 nucleotides. It is a transcript of the gene gabarapb, whose product is annotated as GABA type A receptor-associated protein b. NCBI's taxonomy places the organism in Eukaryota, Metazoa, Chordata, Actinopteri, Cypriniformes, Leuciscidae. The record is from RefSeq and is a predicted model, not a curated record.